CAAAACAAACUUUACCAGGGCAUGCCGUGGGAAAAACAUACACAGUAGCUUUCAGUUCAGUCCCACCUAUUCAAAUUUGCGCUAUACUAAUUACAAUAUCUUUAGGAAGUCAUGGAAAUGGGGGAGUCUGUGCCUGUUGCGAUUCCUAGUCAAAAACAAAAGAAGAAACAACCCUUUACAAAACAAAAACGAUGGACUGAUGGGGACAAUAAUCCAUGUUUAACUGAAGCAAAUGCAUCAUACCAGUGCCUUCAUGAUUAUAAUUUUGACAGGGAGCGAUGUAAAGGAUACUUUGCUAACUACAAAAACUGCAAGAACUUUUGGGGCAAGAUCAUGAAGCAGCGAAGGAAAGAUGGAAUUACUCCAGUGCUUCCCGGUCCAGAAGAGAGGGAGAAAAUAUUAGGAGGUCUUACAUCAUGAUACACAGUACACACAGAGCAGAAGCCACACAGACAGUAUUCCUAAAGAUGAAUUGAUAAUAUUUGAAUUGCUCUUUGCAAUUGAAGGCAAGAUGAGAUAUUUUCUUCUGAAUUUGAGAAAAUUUGCAUUGAAACUGUAAAUGCAACACAACAUGAAUACUACAUGUGCCUAGGAACAAUUUAUGGUUUUCUGUACGGAUGAAACCCAAUGAAAAUUGAGGUAAAGCUGUGUGCUUGGAUUUUAUAUGUGGUAUGUUGGACGAUCGAUCAAAGGACGUGGGUUAUAGUUUAUACACAAGGAGAACUGCAGGUCAGGAAUCCUAGAUCUUUUCUACCUGUACUCUUGGCGAAGGACACAUAUUUUUUUGUCUUAAAAUCAUGAAUGGUGCAAAUGGUUUGAAUGGUUAUCAGUAUGAAAGAACACUGAAAAUCACAAUAAGAAAAUUACCAUAUCCCAUUUUUCAGAUUCACAGCUCAGUUGCAAUUUGAUCCUUUGCUGAAUUGUCUGAUCUCCUAUUUGCCUAAAGUUUCAAAUUGGUCAGAAAACAAAUUUGUCUGUUCUCCAUAUUAAGAUGUAAUCAUGAUUUCAUUUAAUGUGUCAGUCUAAUUUGUUGCCUAAUGCCCAUUUCAGCUGAUAUCCAUUAAGUGUAAUCAUCAUUUGUAACCAUCAUGUGUAUUUGAGCAAAUAUCCAAUACAAUUUUACUGGCCACUGAGGGAUUUGUCAGAGGACUUUGUAUAACAUAUGAAGACCAAAUAUGCAGUAGACAAAAUAAUCUUGUUGCCCAACUAAACAUUAGACUGGCUGAUAAUUACUGGUAGGCUGGAAAUUGAACAAACUGAUGAUUAAUCAAAUGGAUAUUAGAUGAACUGGGUGUGGACAAAAUAAUAUUUAGCCGCUUUGGUGGUAGACAAAAGAGGUACAGACAGAACAUGAAGAUUGCUGUUGUUGUUGGUUUUUAUGGCAUUUUUCCAUCAUCAUUGGAUGACUUUUGCCAGGCAAUGUGAGAGGGCGUAGUUCUGGUCCUCUCUGGAUACUAUAUGAAUAGUGGAGUUGGAUACUUUAUGAAAUGGCAUUAGACCAAAUGGCAAAACUACUUUGAUGAGUCAAGUUGUAGAUUUUUUUCUCAUUUGAUUAUAAACAGAGAUUGAGGUUCAAUACAGUAUCGACAUCUUCAGAUGAUAACUGAAUGGUAGUCUUGAGUACUGAUAAUGUAAGAAAAUAAAUUCUUACAUAUUUAACAAGAAUCCUGCUCUUCACACGAAACUAAAAUGUACCCAUUGGUUUCAGUAGAAAAGUAUGAUUUAUGGGAUAAUUCUGAGUAACGGAUGGUACAAUUUGAGUUACAAGUCAUACUGUUACACCCUAAAUGUUUGACGACAUCCGUUUUCUUUGCAAAUAGGUUUUGUGAGCUUCCAAGUCUGUUGUGGUAGAUUUGAUAUAAUGGGAUAUAUGUAGUUUCUAUGUGCAGGAGGUCAUUAUUCGCAGACACCUGAUUUGGUAAAUGUUAAACCUUAAUGGAUGUAAAAUUCUUGUACACGUACAGCUAACUGGAUAUCCCAGCAAGAAAUACCCCCCCCCCCCCCCCCAGACAGACUUUGGGUGGGGGAAAUGUAAGAUGAUGCCUUUUCCUUCCAAGGCGAUUUGAGACGGGAGCAGUGAUUUAUUCAUAAGGCAUGUGGGCCAUGAAAGUGAAGGCCACUCCCUGUGAUUGAUUACAUCUGUUAUUGGGUAAAAAACAAAUUCCCCAAGCUCAUGUGUCUUUAAUCAUAUCAAGGCACGAAAUGUUCACAAAUAACGAGUCUUCAUGAAAUUGACAUUCAUGCACACACAAUUCUCUGACUACAGAAGUCCCAACAACAUAAUAUGUGCAAAGUGUGAUAGAUAUAUAUUGAUACAACGGACUGGUUACACAAGACACAAAGUUUCUAUUUUACAAUGCAUAAUUUCAAAGAUUUUAUUAAGAGAAUAAUUAUAUUGCUCAUUCAAUUGCAUAGAGUAUAAAUAUUCAUGAUAUAUACUAUGUAUAUUAAAAACCUUGUGCUAUAAACAAGAAA
Strongylocentrotus purpuratus (purple sea urchin) is the source of this 2475-nucleotide messenger RNA. It is a transcript of the gene chchd7, whose product is annotated as coiled-coil-helix-coiled-coil-helix domain-containing protein 7. The transcript has 3 exons. Bases 112 to 420 code for a protein of 102 amino acids. Lineage: Eukaryota; Metazoa; Echinodermata; Echinoidea; Camarodonta; Strongylocentrotidae. The record is from RefSeq and is a predicted model, not a curated record.